This is a messenger RNA of Rubroshorea leprosula, 881 nucleotides long. The record is from the annotation of a GenBank genome assembly. NCBI's taxonomy places the organism in Eukaryota, Viridiplantae, Streptophyta, Magnoliopsida, Malvales, Dipterocarpaceae.
AUCCACACCACACCAAAUCAAAUUGUCUAUUUCUUCUCUUUCUCGCUCGCGUCUCCUUCUCUUCCAAACACCCUAACUCUCAAGAUUUGCCAUGAAAAGGUGCUAGAUCGAAGGCUGAUUCGAAGGAAACUGACAGCAAGCGAGCUUUGCUUUGUUGUUGAAAAGCAACAAUGCAGCGGUUGGAAAAAAAACUAAGAAGGCUGUGAAGGAUCCAAACGAGCCGAAGAGGCCUGCCAGUGCUUUCUUCGUCUUCAUGAGACUAGUCAUCAAUAAUUUGUUUUUGGGGACUCUGUUUUACAUGAUGAAAACAGAGUAAAACAGAGAGGACUUAUGGAAACAGCAUACGAAGACCGGAUGGAAACUUCAAGGCUUUUCUGACAUUGAAACCGAAUGUUCUGAUCCCUCAGUUGAUGGGCAAGCAUACAUGCACCAUGUAUAACGGAUGUUCUUUCACCACUAACCUUCAAGACGAAGCUCAUUGGGGCUUCCUCUUUAAACACUCUUCAAGACGAAGAAAGCAUAUGUGCACCAUGUAUAACGGAUGUGCUUGCCCAUCAGCAUACGAAGAGUAUAACAUUGCACUAUUUUCAUUUGCACACAAUCUUAUAUGCUUGGUUUGGAAUUUGAUAGGCUGCUUGCAGCUAUAUGUAAUCUAGCACAAGAUGAUCAAUCCAUCAUCCGUUUAUCCAUUGGUGAUAGAAAAUUGCGUCGUUAUUCAAUCGGGUUUCCCACUUUUCUUACUAAUUUUUCUUUGAUUUAUUUUAAUUUUGUUAUACUCUUCAAAUUUCAUAUUGUUAAUUGUUCUUUGUUUGAGAGUUGGUCGAUUGGAGUUCUGCUUUGUGCUGAUUUUUUAUACAAAUUAAUAAAAAUUGUAAUUAUUG